Vicia villosa (hairy vetch) is the source of this 606-nucleotide messenger RNA. RefSeq lists its product as uncharacterized. The coding region runs from base 1 to 606 and encodes 201 amino acids. NCBI's taxonomy places the organism in Eukaryota, Viridiplantae, Streptophyta, Magnoliopsida, Fabales, Fabaceae. The transcript has a single exon. The record is from RefSeq and is a predicted model, not a curated record. Gene Ontology annotation, molecular function: nucleic acid binding; zinc ion binding.
AUGGCUAGGAAGAUUGCGUCUAUUAUCGGUACUUUCGAAGAGAUGGAUACAAGAGAAGCAUGUAAGAAUGGGCGCUUUCUGAGAAUCAAGGUUAUGGUGGACCUAAAAUCUCCACUGAAGAGAGGAAUAGUGGUAAAAUUCAAAGAGAAGAACCUGCGGGUGCAUUUCAAAUAUGAGAGGUUACCGACUUUUUGUUUCGUCUGUGGGAGGAUCGGGCACCAACUGAAAGACUGUGAGUCCCUUGAAGAGCUAACUGAAGAAGGUUUUGAGGAGCUGGAGGAACAGGAUUUAUCCUAUGGGCAAUGGUUAAGAGCUUCACCGUUACCCAAGAUGAGUGAGCAAGUUAGGAAGAAGGAGUCCAGUUCUGGUACGUGUAGUAAGAACUUGUUCAAUGCCCCUUCUAGUCGGAGUAGAUGUGAUCCGAAGGAGAAAGGCUUGAUGGAGGAAAAUGAAGUGCAACAAGUUCAUGAGGGUGGAGAUCCAAGGGUGCUUGUUUCAGAAAACUCAAAGGCAAAACUAGAUGGGUUAGACAUUGAGACAGUAGCUGAAUCUUUGGGCGCUGUGGAUCUGUCCGUAGCAGAACCGGUGGAAACCAUGAAGAGGUAG